AAGUAUCGGGAUCGAAAGGUCGAGCAAGCUGGCGAUGGGGCGAUAUCGCGUUGUGCAACGGUUCGAUUCAGUCGCGGGCGUGCGAGACGCUUGAGCGUCCUCUCUCGAGGAUCAGCCCGUAUGAAAUCGUCCUCACGUCUUAGAAUCGAGGCGAGCGGAGGAGACUGCCGCAGGCAAAGAACCUGGUAGGGCCGCGUGGUGGGGUUGCGUGGCCGUGUGUGCGUGUGGCAGAGGGAACGAAGGAACAGGUGUGAGAGAGAGGAGCCGGUGGGAGAAGGAACGAGGAGUCGCAGGAGUUGGCAAGAUGUCGAAGGAUAGAAUCGACAUCGAGAAACCGUAUUGGGAUCAGAGCACGUACAGGGGUAGGGCGCUUCACUUCCUCGCUGUGACGAACCCUUUGAAUCUGUUUGCCACUGGCAGACAGCUGGAGAAUGCACGAGACGUGGUCACCAAAUACAGGAAAGGGGAUAGUCUGGCGGAUUUGAAAAUCACGGAGGACGAGUUGUGGAGAUGCAAAUACUUGUACGACAGCGCGUUCCAUCCCGACACGGGAGAGAAAAUGUUUCUCAUAGGACGGAUGAGCGCUCAAGUACCGAUGAACAUGAUGAUCACCGGCUGUAUGUUAACGUUCUACAAAACAACAACGCACGUCAUCUUCUGGCAAUGGGUGAACCAGUCGUUCAACGCUAUCGUCAAUUAUACGAACCGUAGUGGAUCGAGUCCGAUUCCCAUACACACGCUCUUGCAAAGUUACGGUAUCGCAACUGGAGGAGCUGUAAUAACAGCCCUCAGCCUGAAUCGACUAUUCCGGAAUGCACCACCUAUGGUGUGUCGAUUGGUACCGUUCGCGGCAGUGGCCGCUGCCAACUGCGUAAAUAUUCCCUUCAUGAGGAUGUUGGAGCUCCAAAAUGGUAUUGAAUUACAAACAGAGAAAGGAGUGAAGGUUGGGAACAGUAAACGUGCCGCUAAAAGGGCGAUUGCCGCUGUUACUCUGUCUCGUAUCCUUAUGGCCGUACCGAGCAUGACAUUGGUGCCCUUCAUAAUGAAUAUAAUAGAACGGCGAAAAUUGUUGUGCGAGAUGAAAUGGGCUGUCGUACCUAUACAAGUUUUACUUUGCGGGAUUUGCUUAACAUUUGCCACGCCUCUUUGUUGUGCGUUAUUCGAGCAACGAGUAGCUAUUUCGGUAGACGAUCUGGAACCAGAAGUACGGGAACAAAUAGUCUCCAAGUAUCCUAAUCUUCAAACAGUGUAUUACAAUAAAGGUCUUUGAACGGAUUUAAAUAUCGAAAUACUGCCAAAGAAAGCGUGCACGAUUG
Molecule: messenger RNA, 1316 nt
Organism: Apis florea (little honeybee)
Lineage: Eukaryota; Metazoa; Arthropoda; Insecta; Hymenoptera; Apidae
Gene: Sfxn1-3
Product: Sideroflexin-1-3
Biological process (GO): serine import into mitochondrion; monoatomic ion transport
Cellular component (GO): mitochondrial inner membrane
Molecular function (GO): monoatomic ion transmembrane transporter activity
Source: RefSeq, a predicted model, not a curated record